UGAGGGUUUACAUAAAUGUUGAUAUUGCUCCACCUGCUCUGCCAACACUGGGCGACGUUGCCUCCCAGUCUGUAGUCUGGAGCUGCGGGUUACAUAGCGGACCACAAGCGGUAGGGGGAGGAUGGAGAUGCGGAGAAACAGCUAACGACGGACAACCACUCCUCUGGUGUUUCCCUCUAAACGAUGACAGCGACAGACUAUGAUUGAGAUGUUUCAAGCCACAGAGCUGAAUACCAAAUUGCCUUCUACUUCAAAGAGAUAGCCAGUGUGCUGGAUGGGUAACCAGGAGGAAUGACAGAGUCUCUUCCCCCGUGGGUGACGCACCAACAGAUGGAGAAAAUGCACUGGGCUGGAGGAUACGUUUUUCUGAUCCUGGCGUCCCUUAUCGCCUCUCACACCACCGGGGCCUUAUCAGUGGACAUGGGCGCAAACCAAACAGAAAGUGCCAAUGUGACGGACGGAUUUGGCCCCAUGGUGUUCACAAAAGUGAGCCAGAUAAUUGCUCGUGAGGGGAGCUGUGCGCUCAUUGAUUGCAAUGUAACAGGGGAUCCGUUCCCCAGUGUGCAGUGGUUCAACUCCCAUGGAGACCGCCUGGACACGGAGAAUAAUGGGGAGAAAUGGUGGCUGAUGGAUUCGGGGAUCCUCAACAUCACCAACAUCGAGUUUGCCGACCGGGGAAAGUACACCUGCAUGGCGUCCAACGCGCUGGGCAGCUCUAACUGCACGGUGACGCUGCGCGUGGUCUUCACUAACGGCGACAUGGGCGUGUACUACAUGGUGGUGUGUUUGGUGACCUUCACUAUCAUCAUGGCCCUGAACGUCACGCGCCUCUGCAUGAUGAGCAGCCACCUGAAGAAGACGGAGAAAGCCAUCAAUGAGUUCUUCCGCACCGAGGGCGCUGAGAAGCUGCAGAAGGCCUUCGAGAUCGCCAAGCGGAUCCCCAUCAUCACCUCGGCCAAGACGCUGGAGCUGGCCAAGGUGACGCAGUUCAAGACCAUGGAGUUUGCGCGGUACAUCGAGGAGCUGGCGCGCAGCAUCCCGCUCCCGCCGCUCAUCAUGAACUGCCGCACCUUCAUGGAGGAGAUCCUGGAGGUGGUGGGGGUGGAGGAAAUGAGACACACCUUCCUCAGACAGGCGCCCGAGGGAUGCCGCGAGCUCGCCACCAGGGCCAUCGGGGCGAGAGACGUGUUCACCAUCCUGCAGGAGAGGGAGAUGGAGCGAGGGCGGGAGAGGGAGCGCAGCGAAUCCCCCGCCGCCGACUCAGACAACUCCUCGGUGCACGAGCAGCCGCAGCACAUCGCCAUCCAGGUGUCGGUGCACCCACAACUCGCCAUCGGAGGUUACUGCAGCAUCGAAGCUCCCCCUCAGCCAGAGGCAACACCCUCCUCGCCUCCCCCCUGCUCCCCACCACCACUCAGUCCUCUGGAACAGGAGGAGCAGCCUGAGCCUGAGCCUGAGCCUGAGCCUGAACCUGAACCUGAACCUGAGCUUAAGCCUGAGCCUGAGCCUGAGCCUGAGCCUGAACCUGAACCUGAGGCGGCGGUGGAGCAGGACGCAGAGCAGGACGACGUGCAGGACGCGACCAGGACGCCGAGCAGGCCUGAGCCCGAAGCGACAGGCGCCGAUACCCCCGCUCCCUGCCAGGUGUUUUACGAAAGCCACGUCUGACGAGACAAACGAACCCUGGAGGAGCGGCGAGUUAUCCUGCUAUGCAUUUCCACUUGAAGACAAAGAAAGGUCAAAUAAACACUUUUAAUUUCCCAGUUGGGAGAGAGACAAUCACAUUUUUAUCCAUCUUCACUGAACGAAACCAUCCUGAGAAAAGACACUACAGCCCCUCUUCCCUCUCUCCGGACUCUCAUGCUUGAAUGUAAGUGGCAGGGUGAUCGAUAUAAUAAAUGUAAUGCGCAGUGGAUUGUAAAGGAUCACGUGAUUUGCAUAGCUCAGAUUUUAGGAUUCUUCAGUCUUUAGUUUCUUACAAUGCUAGGGUUUUCAUGACUCCAGAAAUCUGCCUCGAGCUGGUCUUCACGCCGUUUCCUCGAACCGUGAACGCUCAGUUUCCGUCACCCGCUCGAGAAUUCACAUCCAGCUUCUGCGGAGCUACAGCUGAUCCGCUGUUAUCAUACAACGUCCUGUUCGAAUAGAGAUGCAUGCUGGACUGAAAACAGCAGAGUUCAGUCACUACUUCAUGAUUGUACGGCCUACUGUCUGCUCCAAAAAAACAAACAAGUAAGCCAGGUUAAUCUGUGUGUGUACAGUAUACUUCAUGACCGGCUCACACACCUCUGGGUAGCUUUGUGUUUUAUUUGAGAUAUUUUUAAUAGUAUUAUAUUUACCCAUUGUGGUGUGAUUUUGUUUCUCAGCUAGCAGUUUUAAUUUUUGUCUUUUUCCUCCUGAAUAGAGACAGAGUAGCUUCGAUCCCUCAGCUUUGUGCUAGUUUGUUUUUAAUUUAAUUCCCGACCUGCUCUCGGCAUCUUCUUGCUUCUGCAGAGGCUUUACAGUACCGUUGCAUUUUUGCUGCAUGUGAAAGUGGACGGUGGGACUGAAAGGACACGUCUUUCUUCUGCCUUUGCUUGGCUGACAGUCCAGUGUGCGGAGGAGAGGAACUGUAUCUGCUUUUACCGGUGCUCUUAAGAUGGCUCUUUUUUUGUAGUGGAAUAAAAUGAAAGUGCUGUGUUAAAGAA
Molecule: messenger RNA, 2684 nt
Organism: Eleginops maclovinus (Patagonian blennie)
Lineage: Eukaryota; Metazoa; Chordata; Actinopteri; Perciformes; Eleginopidae
Gene: mfap3l
Product: microfibril associated protein 3 like
Exons: 3
Coding region: 292-1668 (458 amino acids)
Source: RefSeq, a predicted model, not a curated record